This is a messenger RNA of Symbiodinium natans, 3117 nucleotides long. The record is from the annotation of a GenBank genome assembly. NCBI's taxonomy places the organism in Eukaryota, Dinophyceae, Suessiales, Symbiodiniaceae.
AUGCUCCUAGGCAGCAACGUUAACCCUAGUCACUUGGAUGGUUCUCCCGACUUUCGUCGCAAGCUUGACCUUCAGUCUUCUGCAGCCAAAGCCAUCAUGUCCGCUGACAAUGAUGAGCGUUUGCGUCGAGCCUUGCUUCGCCAAAGCCGUGUGACUUCGUCGGUGUUCGCCGUUGGCCAGCGUGUUUACUACUACCGUGAGGGUACUGGUGUUGGCCCCCGCAUCCGUUGGCGUGGCCCUGCCGUUGUUACCAUGGUUGAGCAAGACAGCCGCGGACGCCAGUCCGUUGUGUGGUUAGUGCACGGUGCCCAGCUUAUCCGAGCUGCCGCGGAGCACUUGCGUCGUGACUUCUCCGACUCAGAGCCUGUUGCCUCGCCCACACAAGCCCUGGAAACCCUUCGUGGCCGCGGCACUACCUCCUUCAUAGACCUGCCGAGGACCAACCGGAGGGUCCCCAGGGAUGAGGCCCACGCCAUGCCUAGUGAUGAUGAGGUUGUUGAGCCGGACCCCAAGCGUUCCCGUCCUCAUGUUGCAGUGGCUCCUGACCCGUCGCAUGUGGCACCACCUUCCGUGGACUUCCCUGCACCCGCUCCUUUACCUAACCCUCCGACUCCUACUGUGGACUUUCGUGAAGCGCCCUUGCCGGACGACGCGUCCGAUCAAUUGUCUGACGACGCCGCCGUGCCUUUGCCAGACUCCGACAUGCACCCUCAGGUUUCCGUGCCCGAGCCUGCCUUUGAGCCUGCGCCUGCUCAGCCUUCGCCUGACCUUCCACCGGCCCCCGAGCCUGUGCCUUUUGGCCCCUUUCGUGUGCCCGCGCAGGAGACAUUUGCAGAACGCCGUGCCCGCAUCGACCGUACAGAAACCUUGCCUUUCCACCGCCAGCCUGCCGCAGACCGCUCACGGUCGCCUCCUCCCAGUGCCGAGCCGGCCCUCACAGAGCAAGCCCACUUCUGUGACGUGCUACCCCAGUCCACUCCUUGCCUGCCACCUGGCUGGACUAUUGCCGGCGAUGGCCAAAUGCACCUUGACUCCGUGCAGGACCAGUGGGAAUUUGAUGGCCGUCACCUUUUGCGCCGUCACUUCGUGGCCCGGGAUCGUGCCUUUAAUCCUCUUUCCCCUGACGAUUGCCCAGUCCCUGUGCACAUGCUUAGCAAGGUGAGGCACACCUAUCGCGGCCGGCACCGCCACGAUAACAGGUAUAGGCAGGAGGCGCAUGACGCCUUUUACCAGGCUUCCGAUGGACACAGUUCCUACGUUGGUGCUAAACGCAAGGCCGACUUGGAUGAGAAGACCUUGAGUCUCAGUGACCGCCUUCUGUUCCAGGAGGCCAAGAGCAAGGAGCUUGCCAGCUUCUUCCAAAACUCGGUUUGGGAUUUCGAUCAUGAGUCUUCCGCACCGUCCGGGCGCAUCCUCAAAGCCCAUUUCAUCCUGAAGUGGUCCAAGAACCCCGACGGUUCUCCUCGAGCUAAAGCCCGCUUGAUUACCCAAAAUUUCAAGGACCCCGAUGCCCUUGGGGGUCUUGUUGACCGUACUGCCCCGACCUUGACUCGUUUGUCUCGGCACACGCUGCUGUCACUUGCCGCCAACUUGGGUUGGGGUGCCGCCACGGGCGACAUCAGCACAGCCUUCCUGCAGGGCAAGGAACACUCCACCGCUCGUACCUUGUGGAUUCGUCUGCCGGCUGACGCUCGCAAGAUGCUUGGGAUUACCGAGCCUUCUGUUGUCAUGAAAUUGCGGAAGCCCAUGUAUGGGCUAGUGGAUGCCCCUCGUGCUUGGUAUUGUGAAGCAACCGAACGGUUGGAGCGCCUUGGCUUUGUUCGCCAUCCUUUGGAUCAGUGCCUUUUCUUGCUUUACGACUGGGAGACUUUGGACUCUCUUGGUCGUCCGCAACUGGUGUGUGCACUUGGGCUCUACGUGGAUGACCUUUUGGCCAUUGGCAACUCUGUCGACCCUCGCUACUGUUCCGCCCGGGACCGUCUGCAACAGACCUUUGUCUUCCGUGAGUGGCAUGAGCGCAAGCCUUCCGUUGAGUACCUCGGUGCUGAGAUCGAGCAGAGCCCCGAAGGCGUCUUGCGUUACCAUCAAGCCAAGUACCUUUCCAAACUGCAUCCCAUCACCAUACCGAACUCGAGGCUUUGCGACCCCACAUCGCCUGUUACCGAAAGGGAGCGUACCCAGCUCCGUGCCUUGCUCGGUGGACUUCAGUGGGUUGCCACCCAGUCCUCGCCGCAUAUCCAACCUCACACUUCAAUGCUUGCCGGCCUUACCACCAAGGCAACAGUUUCGACCCUGCAAGCUGCUAACAAAGCCCUGAGGUUUGCUAAGCAUAACGCGGAUGUUGGCUUCAGUUACCCUUACCUUGGCCCGGUGGAUGAGUUGGUUGUGGUGGCUUACUCUGACGCUUCUUUCGCGUGCAGAGAUGACCUGAGCAGCCAGGGUGGCUACCUCAUUACUUUGUGCCACAAGGACGCAUUGGAAAAGGGCAAUGCUUUCACCUACCACGUGCUCGACUGGCGUUCCUUCAAGCUACCCCGUGUUGCCCGCAGCCGCAGCCGAUACUUCACCUCCUUGUUUCUCAAAGCGUUCUUUGAUCCUAAGCUGGACUUGAACUCUCCUGAUGCCGCGCGUUUGCCCCACAGCUCUGCGCUUGUUGUGGACGCAAAGGCCCUCUACGACCUGCUUCACCAAGAUGAGUUGCAAGCCCGUCUUGGGGCUGAGAAACGUACUGCCGUGGAAGUGCUUGUGACUAAGCAGCGCCUGGUUGAGGCCUCUGCUGUCCCCAGGUGGGUGUCUUCCGAACGGCAACUUGCCGACGGGCUUACAAAGGAGAGCGCAACGCAAUUGUUCGCCGACCGUUUGCGCAGCCACAAGAACCGCCCAACUGACGACCAAACGUACCAGGCUGCCCGUAAGAAGGAUCCUGCCAAGAGACAAGCCUCUGCCACUGAGUUUGCCAUUUCACGGCCCCAAGCACUCGCCUCUGCCAUGUUUGCCUGCUGCCUCACCACUGCCCGGGCCGAGCCCAUCAGCCCUCGGCCUAUGAACUUUGUGGACGUUGCUCUUGUGACUUUCUGUCAGACCGCGUCCGGUCUCGUGACAGGUGUCGGAGGCUAG